ACCUUCAGCUGUCAGACUUUGGCCACCCUAAAAAGUACAGGUUUUGUUAGCAAACUAAUUCGAAGUAUUAGACCAGCGCCGACUUUAUUUAAAGUUGUGCAUUCGACUGCUAAUCGAUUCUUGGACGUGUGACCUGGAGAGCGAAGCGCAAGGAUUGCACGACGGCGGAACAUCGUGUUGUAAUCGCUGCUAGUUUUUGCACGACAAGCCAGCGAUCCUGAGCGGGUGUAAGGGUAGAUGCAGGGAGGGAGUAAAAAAAGGCAAAAGUCUUUGUGCUUCCCUUCCCCCUCAUCAAAGCAAAGGGGAAAUGUCUCUGUCUAAAGGAGGGAAGAAGAAGAACCCUGGGCUGAAGCUGGCCAAAGAAGUGUUUGUGCCGCCCCCAGCAGAAGCAGCAGCGCCCCCUCGAGAUCUUGACUCUAAAGCUUGCGUCACUAUUGGAGAUAAGAAUUUUGUGGUGAAGGCAGAUGACCUGGAGCAGAUUUCAGAGCUGGGGAGGGGAGCGUACGGUGUCGUGGACAAGAUGAGACAUGUGCCCAGUGGUGUUAUCAUGGCUGUCAAGAGGAUUCGUGCCACAGUCAAUAGUCUGGAGCAGAAGAGGCUUCUGAUGGAUCUGGACAUUUCUAUGCGGACAGUGGACUGCUUCUACACUGUGACCUUCUACGGUGCCCUCUUCAGAGAGGGGGAUGUUUGGAUCUGUAUGGAGCUGAUGGACACGUCUCUGGAUAAGUUCUAUAAGAAUGUUAUUGAAAAAGGCAUAACCAUCCCCGAGGACAUCUUGGGAAAGAUCACAGUAGCAAUUGUCAAGGCAUUAGAGCAUUUGCACAAUAACCUGUCAGUGAUACACAGAGAUGUGAAGCCCUCCAAUGUUCUGAUCAACACCCUGGGCCAAGUGAAAAUGUGUGACUUUGGUAUCAGCGGCCACCUGGUGGAUUCUGUGGCCAAAACGAUGGAUGCAGGCUGCAAACCCUACAUGGCGCCUGAGCGGAUCAACCCUGACCUCAACCAGAAAGGCUACAGUGUCAAGUCAGACAUAUGGAGUCUUGGUAUCACAAUGAUUGAGCUGGCCAUUUUGAAAUUCCCCUACGACUCAUGGGGCACUCCGUUCCAGCAGCUCAAACAAGUGGUGGACGAGCCAUCUCCACAGCUGCCCGCUGACCGUUUCUCUCCAGACUUUGUAGAUUUCAUCUCUCAAUGCUUAAGAAAGAAGCCAAGUGAGAGACCAGCUUAUACAGAACUAAUGAAACAUCAAUUUUUCACCCUGCAUGACUCCAAAGACACAGACGUGGCCAGUUUUGUCAAGGUCAUCCUGGAUGACUGAUGGGCUCCCCCCCGGGCUCCACCCCCGUCAGGGUAGGCGGGACCUCUCGACAGACGAAUCCAACGGCCUACCUUUUUUAUUUUAAAACUCACUGGAAUGUCAGACUCUCAUGCACCAUCACACAACGGGGGUGGGGGGGGGUUGGGAGGGAAGACCCAAAGACUGACAGCAGCACUGGAGUGGGAAAAGUGAUGGUAAUCUAUGAACUUGUACGGUCAACUGGAGAGGUUUAAUUCACUCCUCCAAGCUUCCUGUGUGCGCAGUUAUCCAACAUGACAAAUAAUGAACUGAACAUGAUUUGUUGUUUUUGCCUGUUCUUCUUUUGUUUUUGACCCCACUACCCUUCUUAUCUCUUUUCUUCAGAAUGGACAGAGCCAACCAUUGUUUUUUUUUUUUUGGUGGCGCGCAUUAUAUGAAUAAUUUGAAUUUCAUUUGCAAAAAAAACCCCCCAACAGUUAAUGUGUAUGUUGUUGCAUAUGAAAAGGUAUAUUUGCAAAUUGCGUUUGUAAUGUUUUCUCAUUAUACAGAGUUUUGAUACUGUAUAUCGUUGACGAGUGUGAAUUCUACCGGACUAAGGCCUUGUUUGUCAGAUGGAAUCAGGUGUGCAUUUUGACCUGGGUCUGCCCGGAGGUGAUCGGUCAUCACAGGGGCUGUAGUUGCCCUUAGCAGGGUCGUUGAGAGGAUCCAUGGCUGAGACAAACAUAAAGAAAUAUCAAAAGUCACAUUCUGAGCAAGAGGAGUUGCGAAUCAUUCCUAGAUCGCUUGGUGGUGUGCGGCGUUUGAUCAGUGAUGUCAGGCGUAACCCUCCGUGUUUAUUGACUCUUCACUACUCGACUUCUUUCUUGGCUGUUAAAGAGUGGGCUUCAGGGUCGCCAUUGUUACUACCUGGAGGUAUUCAGGGGCUGCCUUUAUCAAGCUCACAGCUUUACCCUCUUUUGUGUACCAUUUUGCAAAUCAUUGUCAUGAAUUACUGCAUAAAUUGUGUUUUGUUUUAGUUUUUUUUUUCCUUUUUCUGACCUUUUUGCUUUAAUUUUAUUUUGGCAGCAUUCAAGCGUAUUAACCGAUUUGCCUACUUCUUCAAUUCUGGAUUUAGUGUAGACUUUUACAUACAGUAUGAGGCUCUUAUGUUUUGUUUUUUUCCCAAAUACCUUAUCAUGCCUUACACAAACAGUAUGGUAGGGAAAUAAUUUAUGUGUCGAAGAUGUAAAUACUAUCUCUUUUUUUUUUUUUAAUGUAACAUGGCACUGUCCUUAUCUGGCAGUGUAGAUGAAUGGUAGAAUGGUUGGUAUUAGUUUUAAUGCAGUGUGACGCACACAUUCAGACACUUGUACUCGGAGGCCCAGCUGACUCUCGUACCCCUGUUGUGGACUGAUGUGUUGUUAGGCUCGACAGGUUUUUUUUUUUUUUGUCUGUGCUCACGAGGAGACACCCUCUCCUCAGCUGCCUCCUUGAGUGCUGCAGCGGGAGCCUCUCCUCAGUUCAACAGGGGGCCAGUCAUUAUCUCUUCUGUCAGACCAUGCUAUGCAGAGCCCGUUGGACUCGUAAACAAAAACGCCCUUGCCAUGUGGCAGUUUCCCCACUCCAAGUGUUCAGAGACUGUGAUGGUGAUGGUGGUGACGAAAGCGAUAAUUGCCAUGCCUCUGCUCAUGGCUAGCACUCAUUGCCUCUCUGGUUUACACUGUAGUGCGACCUUUAUCAAAAGUCAGUGAGUUAGGAGUAUUUAUGAUUGUGAAUAAUAAGGGAAAGCUAGCAACACCACAAAGAAGCUGUUGUUUUUUUGUUUGGUUUUCUGUUUUUUUUUCUUUUCUUUUUUUGUUUAUUGCUUCUUUUUGUUGUUAGUUGGCCUUCUUCGGAUUGGGCCGCUCCCUUGGCGUGUAAAACCUGAGCUUUUUACGCUGAUCACAAUGAGAAUGGAACACUUGCUCUACCUCUUACUCCUUCUCUCUAUUUGCCACCUUUUUAUCGGGUGGGACUGACAAACUUGAACUAUGGAAAGACACAAAAAUAAAGGCUAUAUUGUUCAGUG
This is a messenger RNA of Solea senegalensis (Senegalese sole), 3344 nucleotides long. Its product is annotated as dual specificity mitogen-activated protein kinase kinase 6-like. The record is from RefSeq and is a predicted model, not a curated record. Bases 308 to 1318 code for a protein of 336 amino acids. Gene Ontology annotation, biological process: protein phosphorylation; MAPK cascade. NCBI's taxonomy places the organism in Eukaryota, Metazoa, Chordata, Actinopteri, Pleuronectiformes, Soleidae. The transcript has 12 exons. Gene Ontology annotation, molecular function: MAP kinase kinase activity; ATP binding.